GCACGUUCACCGUGGCGAUCAUAUCGUAUGUGCCGCUGCUGCAAGUGACGUCUACCGCAGCGUGUCGUUCACAGCUUUUACGGCCGACGUUUCGGCGCGGUCCUGUUCGAUAUUAUAACAUUAUAAUCGUUUUCGUGCGCAUCCCUGGUGUGACGUCGAGAUGGUGUUUUUCGUCAGGAACAAGUCGGACCGGCGAGAAUUAUUGGCCAGCAUGGCCAGCGUCGAUCACGUUUCGUCGCACAAGAUCCACGACAACGCUGCAUUUCAACAUAUACGUGAUAAUAUGGACGAAAUAAAUUAUCAUGUAAAGGCCAAAGAAACAGAUAUCAUAUUUUUGAAAACUUUGAUGGAUAAUCCUACUGUGGAAUCAUUAAUUAAAGUUCAAAACUCUUUGGAGGAGUACGAAACGUGUGCACCAGAAGCCAAUAACUCUAAGCAAACCUUAAUUGAUUUGUGUCAUCACUGUACGUCGUCACAACAUCCAGUGGCCAAAGAUUUACUCUCAAUAAUUACCAAAUUACAUUUUAAGACCCUUUUAGAAGUACAUGAUAAAAUAGCGUUAAAGAGACUGAAGAAAGCAUUAGAUACCUCUGAUUUACCUCCAACUCCCCCCUCACCACCACAACAACAGAACGGAACCAAAAUGUCUACACAAACGUACAAAGUAAUUGGAUUGCGAAAAAAACCAGAUGAACCAUUGGGCUUAACUGUUGAACAAGACGAAAAUGGAAACCUUAUAGUGGCAAGAAUAUUAGCUGGAGGAACCAUUGAUAAACAAGGGUUAUUGAAAAAAGGAGAUGUCAUACUAGAAGUAAAUGGCGAAAGAGUUGAAAGUCCUGAAGAUUUAUUGAACGAAGUUAGUCGUAGCAAAGAUACGUUGCAGUUUCGAAUUGCUCCUGGAUUUUCCCAAAAGAAUACAAUUCAAACCCAACAAUGUUAUAUGCGAGCAUUAUUUGAUUAUAACCCAUUGGAAGACAAUUUAAUUCCUUGCAAAGAAAUUGGUCUAACAUUUAAACAUGGAGACAUUCUUCAGGUUUUGGAUCAAAAAGAUCCCAACUGGUGGCAAGCAAAGAAAGUGGGUGAUAAUGAACUUCCCGGGUUAAUACCAUCUCAAGAAUUGGAGGAAAGAAGAAAAGCUUUUGUAGCACCAGAAGCAGACUAUGUUCAUAAAACUAGUAUUUGUGGAACUAGGAUUUCUAAAAAAAAGUGUAAAAAAAUGUAUCAAUCAAAAUGGAAUGGUGAAUUUGAUAAAGCAGAAUUAUUACUGUACGAAGAAGUUACAAAAAUGCCUCCUUUUAAGAGACGUACACUUGCAAUAAUCGGUACAACCGGUGUGGGAAGACGUACACUCAAAGGUCGUCUGAUAAACAGCGAUCCUCAAAGAUUUGCAGGAGUUAUACCAUACACAACACGACCACAAAGAGAAUUAGAAGAAAAUGGUCAAAAUUAUUGGUUUAUUGAUCGUGAUCAAAUGGAACAUGAUAUUCGAGAACAUAAGUUUUUGGAAUACGGUGAAAAUGGUGGCAAUUUAUACGGCACAAAUUUGGAUUCCAUUCGUGACGUUAUUAAUCAAGGAAAAAUGUGUGUCUUGGACUGCAGUCCAGUGGCUUUAAAAAUGCUUCACAAUUCUUCAGAAUUCAUGCCAUAUGUAAUUUUCAUAGCAGCACCUGGUGUUGAGGUGAUGAAAAGCCUAUAUGAUUAUUCCAGAAACCUUGGUUAUUCUACUCGUACAUUAACAUUUGAUCGCCAAAGUUCCAUUAGAUACAGUUCUAGAAGAGCCCGUACAUUAGAAUCACUUGCGUCAAUUUAUGAGGAAGAUGACGUAAAGAAAUCAUUGGAAGAAAGUGCAUGUUUACAACGUAUGUACGAAAAGUACAUAGACCUAGUUAUAGUUAAUGAAGAUUUUGAUAUGACAUUUCGUAAAGUUGUUGAAGCCUUGGAAAUUAUAUCUAAUGAACAUCAGUGGGUGCCCGUGAAUUGGGUUUAUUAAAAUAAAAAGUGUUUUAUCCUUGUUAUUUUUAAACAAAUUGAUAGAAUACAUUUAAGAUGUAAAACCUUUAUCACAAAAUACUAUACAAUCAUAUUAAAUUAAACUAAAGAUUGUAAUAGGAUCGUUUUAUGUUAAUUUAGUUUAUAUUAUUAACUAAGCAUAAAAUUGAAUUUAUGAAUUAAUUUGUUUACUUGGUUGUUGUUAAGUUCCUGCAACUAAUCAAAAAAUUGAUUAUGACUGUGAAGAUAUAUUCCGUCCUUUUUAAUUAUUAU
This is a messenger RNA of Diuraphis noxia (Russian wheat aphid), 2262 nucleotides long. RefSeq names its product MAGUK p55 subfamily member vari (gene vari). The record is from RefSeq and is a predicted model, not a curated record. Lineage: Eukaryota; Metazoa; Arthropoda; Insecta; Hemiptera; Aphididae. Gene Ontology annotation, molecular function: protein binding.